Molecule: messenger RNA, 5069 nt
Organism: Thamnophis elegans (Western terrestrial garter snake)
Lineage: Eukaryota; Metazoa; Chordata; Lepidosauria; Squamata; Natricidae
Gene: ABL1
Product: ABL proto-oncogene 1, non-receptor tyrosine kinase
Exons: 11
Coding region: 903-4262 (1119 amino acids)
Biological process (GO): protein phosphorylation; regulation of apoptotic process
Molecular function (GO): non-membrane spanning protein tyrosine kinase activity; protein binding; ATP binding
Source: RefSeq, a predicted model, not a curated record
UCCUCAACCUCCCUUUUUUCUUCUCCCCUCCCCCCCUCCCUCCCUCCUUCCCCACUUUCCUCCUCUCUUUCUCCCGCAGCAGCGUAACCCGAAUCCCCAUCGGCCAGGCCAAGGUGGUCCUCCUGCUGCCCCUGAGCCAGGAGCCCCUCGGAAGAGCAGCCGAGCCUCCCCCCCCCCCCCUUGACUGAAGCCCCCUCCCCAAAAAACCCCUGGAAGCGGCUCUGACCCCAGGUGACCCCCCCCUCCUCCUCCGUGGCUCCCCUUCCGCCCCUUUCCUUGGACUGCUGAGCCCAUCCUCCCUUCCUUCCCAGGCUCCCCCAUGCUUGGCUUCCCAGGGCAUCCUGGGACGGUGGCCGGGUUCAUUCAGUUCAUCCCCGGAUCUCACCGCCACGUUUGGUCCUUAAAAUGCCCCCCCCCCCCCGUUGGCCUCCCCACGGGGCAGAAUCUGGGCAGAAAGGAGACUACGGGGCCCAUAAGUCUCUGCACCGGACUGAAUAUUGCUGAAAUAUUUCCUGUUACAGGUGACAAUUUGGGGACUUUUGUGGAGGGCUGCUGAGCGACAGGACAACCCCAAAAUCGACCAUUCUUGGACUCUGUCUGGUUCCUCUUGAACGCUUGAAGCCAGGAGGACUUUGGCCUGCGCUAUGCCAGAAAAGGGGGACCUUUACGUGGGAGCCUUCUUGCAACCGGAUGACCUCACCUUCUUACCGCAGGUGAAGAAGCGCCAAGACGGAGCAAAAGGGGACUCUUUAAAAUCCGGCCUGCCGACCGGAUGGAAGUUUGCAGACUUACGCAGGGCUGAACGGGAGAAGGAGGGAGAGAAGGCUGGCUUUUGCUCUGAGAGGCCGGCGCUCGGACGCUGAAGCUUCCUGCCUGUCCUCGCCUGGGAGGGGGAGAAAUCUAUGGGUCAGCAACCUGGAAAGGUUCUGGGCGACCAACGGAGGCCCAGUCUCUCUGCCCUGCACUUCAUCAAGAGCGGGGUGAGGAAGGAAGGGCCGUCGUCGAAGCAAGGGGGCACCCAUUGCAACGUCUUCCUGGAGCAUGAAGCGCUGCAACGGCCUGUCGCCUCAGAAUUCGAGCCGCAGAGCCUGAACGAAGCUGCCCGCUGGAAUUCCAAAGAAAAUCUCCUUUCUGCUCCGGGUGAAAAUGAUCCCAAUCUUUUUGUGGCCUUGUACGACUUCGUCGCCAGCGGUGACAACACUCUCAGCAUCACUAAAGGGGAAAAGCUUCGUGUCCUGGGUUACAACCACAACGGGGAAUGGUGCGAAGCCCAGACGAAGAACGGACAAGGCUGGGUGCCCAGCAACUACAUCACCCCCGUCAACAGCUUGGAGAAGCAUUCGUGGUACCAUGGGCCGGUGUCACGCAACGCGGCGGAGUACCUGCUGAGCAGCGGGAUAAACGGCAGCUUCUUGGUCCGGGAAAGUGAGAGCAGCCCUGGCCAGAGGUCCAUUUCCUUGAGAUACGAGGGGAGAGUCUACCACUACCGCAUCAACACGGCCUCCGACGGGAAGCUUUACGUCUCCUCGGAGAGCCGCUUCAACACGUUAGCUGAGCUGGUCCACCAUCACUCGACGGUGGCCGACGGGCUGAUCAUCACGCUCCACUACCCGGCCCCCAAGAGGAACAAGCCCACCAUUUACGGCGUCUCCCCCAACUACGACAAGUGGGAGAUCGAGCGGACCGACAUCACCAUGAAGCACAAACUCGGGGGAGGACAAUACGGGGAGGUGUACGAAGGCGUCUGGAAGAAGUACAACCUCACCGUGGCCGUCAAGACCCUCAAGGAAGACACGAUGGAGGUGGAAGAAUUCUUGAAAGAGGCCUCCGUCAUGAAAGAAGUCAAGCACCCAAAUUUGGUGCAAUUACUGGGGGUCUGCACGAGGGAGCCCCCCUUCUACAUCAUCACGGAGUUCAUGACCUACGGGAAUCUGCUGGAUUUCUUGAGGGAUUGCAACCGGCAAGAGGUGAACGCGGUGGUCCUCCUCUACAUGGCCACCCAGAUUUCCUCCGCCAUGGAGUAUCUGGAGAGGAAGAAUUUCAUCCACAGGGACCUGGCUGCCCGAAACUGCCUGGUGGGGGAGAACCACCUGGUGAAGGUAGCCGAUUUUGGCUUAAGCAGAUUGAUGACGGGGGAUACUUACACCGCUCAUGCUGGGGCCAAGUUCCCCAUCAAGUGGACUGCGCCGGAGAGCCUCGCCUACAACAAAUUCUCCAUCAAAUCGGACGUCUGGGCUUUUGGGGUCUUGCUCUGGGAAAUCGCCACCUACGGCAUGUCCCCCUACCCUGGGAUCGACCUCUCGCAGGUCUAUGAACUUUUGGAGAAGGACUAUCGCAUGGAGCGUCCCGAGGGCUGCCCGGAAAAAGUCUACGAGCUCAUGCGAGAGUGCUGGCAGUGGAGCGCAUCGGAGAGGCCGUCCUUUGCCGAAAUCCACCAAGCAUUUGAGACGAUGUUUCAAGAAUCCAGCAUUUCAGACGAGGUGGAAAAGGAACUGGGGAAGAAAACGGUGAAAUGUACGGUCAACCCAUUUUUGCAAGCACCAGAGCUGCCCACGAAAACCAGGUCGUCUCGAAAAAUGGCGGAAUGGAAGGAGGUCGAGAGCUUAGAGGGGGGGCCUGCCAAAAUCCCGGCAGAAACGGACUCUACAGAGCCCGAGCCGGCUGUGUCCCCUGUACUGCCGCGGAAGGAACGGACUGCAGCCGACGGGAGUUUAAACGAAGACGACCGUUUGAUCCCCAAAGACAAAAAGACCAAUCUUUUUAGCGCUCUGAUCAAGAAGAAAAAGAAAACGGCGCCCACCCCUCCGAAGCGGAGUAGUUCCUUCCGGGAAGCGGAGGUGCACCUGGAGCAUAGAGGAGGAGGAGGAGGAGGAGGGGAGGACGAGACCAAAGAGAGCAACAACGGCGGUUUGCUCACACACCCUGCUGAUCUAGAGGACCGUUCCCGGUUCCCCAACCCCAGCAAUGAGGCUGCCAGCGUUGCCAAUGGGACUGGGAGCUCCAGUCUUUUGACGCCAAAUGUUUGGAAGAAAUCGUGGUCCUCGGCCAAUAAUCGCCAGGGUCCCAACGAAGAGGAUGGCAGCUCGAUCUCCAGCAAGCGCUUCUUGCGUUCCUGCUCUGCCUCUUCCGUUCCCCACGGGUCCAGGGACGCCGAGUGGAAGUCGGUCACCCUCCCUCGGAACCCGCAGUCCGUGGGGCACCAGUUUGACUCCUCCACCUUUGGGGGCCACAAGAGCGAAAAGCCCGCCCUGCCUCGGAAGCGAGCCAGUGAGGUGAAAGCUGACCUGGCCAGCAGGGGAAUGGUCACCUCGGGUCCUCGGCUGCUGAAGAAGAACGAGGAGACACUGGAAGAGAGUUCCAAAGAGGCCGAGUGUACCCCGGGCUCCAGCCCGCCCAGCCUUACCCCUAAGCUCACCCGGAGGCAGCCUUUGCUUCCUUCUGCUUCUGGGGGUCCUUUGGUGGAGCAGACCACGGUAGGCAAGGCUCCCCUGGGCAUCUUUGCUGGCAAAGCCCUGGCCGAGGAGUCCCGUCUACGAAAGAUGAAGCCAGAGAAGGAAAAAGGGAAGCUGUCGAAGCUCAAACUUGCCCCACCUCCUCCGGUCUUGAACUUGGGUAAAAAUGGCAAGGGGGGUCCUGGGCCAAGCCACGAAGGGCCAGAAGGGUCCCUGGCCAAGAGCAAGCUGACAGUCGUGGCUGCGGAGCCCAUCAGCGCUGAGACCCCCAAGUCCGGGUUGUCCACCGAGGGAAACAAAAAGCCACUGAUGUCCUCCGUACCAAAGUCUCCCUCCGCCAAACUGCUCUUCGGUUCCCCUUCUCCGUCGCCCCCCACCAUCUCGUCUGCUCUGGCUGCAGACCAACCUCUCUCCACGGCCUUCAUCCCCCUCAUUUCCACCCGCGUGUCCCUCAGGAAGACCCGCCAACCUCCUGAGAAGAUAGCGAGCGGCACCGUCACAAAGGGGACGGUCCUGGAGAGCUCCGAUGCCCUGCGGACCGCCAUCAACAAGAACUCAGAGCAGAUGGUCAGCCACAGCGCCGUCCUGGAAGCGGGCAAGAACCUGUACACCUUCUGCGCCAGCUACGUGGACUCGAUCCAGCAGAUGCGGAAUAAGUUUGCGUUCCGAGAGGCCAUCAACAAACUGGAGAACAGCCUCCGGGAGCUUCAGAUUUGCCCUGCCACGGUUGGCGGAGGUCCGACCGCCACCCCGGAUUUUAGCAAAUUGCUCGGCUCGGUCAAAGAAAUCAGCGAUAUCGUCCAGAGGUAGCAGAAGUGGGGAGAUCAUCAGUGGCCCACAUUGUUGAUUUCUGGGACAAAACAAUGGGACCUCACACCUCAGAGAGACAACACACAAAUUUAGCCACGUGGACUGUAUCUUAGUUGUCCUCUGGGGUUGUCCAAGACCGUCAACUUUGAGCCUUCCGUUGCUUGAAUGGCUCUCACCCUCAGGAUAUGCUCAUCCAUUGCUCCUCACAACCACCUUGUCAAACAAGAACCCCCUCCCCAUACACCUGCCCACCCUCCCCAUAUCCAUCUUUCUCACCUGCAAUUUCCCUCGGGUUUCCUUCUUAAUUCGGGGGCCUCCAAAUCCUGUGAAGCUUAAUUGGUCUUAGUGUCACAUCCUUUGGGACGCUCUAACAAAUGCUUUGCUUGCUCUCGGUGUGAGCUUUGCGUUGAAAGGGGGGGCUGCGGGACACCCCUUGUCUCGGCCAAAUGGACGGCAGGUUGCUUCCCUUGGCCCUCUUGGCACCUGGUCCGGUGCAGAAGAGCAGGCUCACGUGUGAAGGUUCAAUUAAGCUACUCUAUUGCCAAAAGCCCACGCACAGGAAUCAUCUCGGCUAGGCGCCUGCUAGGCGUUCGAUAAAGGUCAACGGAACCCAAGGGAUGUUGGACUUAGUGCAUGGGGAUUCUAGGCUUCUGCCUCUUUUCACGCCACCCCCCCCCUUGGUUCUGCCACUCCUUCUCCACACAGGGCUGCGUUCACACAGCCCAUUUUCUCUCUCUAAGAGCCGAGGUGGCGCAGUGGUUAGGGUGCAGCACUGCAGGCCACUUCAGCUGACUGCAGUUCUGCAGU